AUGUAUUCAUUACUUCGAACUUUAGUUAUUUUUGGAAUUCUGGUAUCAUUACUAUUAAUCCAUGCAACAAAAGCUGGUUCGAUUCUCUCAGCAUUGGAUCAUAAAACUAUAGACAAGGAGAAGUGUAGUCCACCUGGUGCUAUAUGUGGUCAAGAUCCACCAUGUUGUAAUCCCAGAUGUAGAGUUAAUUGGGGUGGUGCUUGGUGCACGUGA
Molecule: messenger RNA, 213 nt
Organism: Rotaria sordida
Lineage: Eukaryota; Metazoa; Rotifera; Eurotatoria; Philodinida; Philodinidae
Source: the annotation of a GenBank genome assembly